CCGCAGCGAGCUGGCGGGGCUCGGCGCGGCGGUCCCUGAAGAUGGCGGCGGCGGAGCCGGGCGCUGCUCCGGGCAGCGGGAGCUGCGCUCCAGCGGGCGGCGGCUCUGUGCCCGUCCUUUUUUGCUUCUCGGUUUUCGCGCGGCCCUCCAGUGUGCCCCACGGCGCCGGCUACGAGCUGCUGAUCCAGAAGUUCCUUAGCCUCUACGGGGACCAGAUAGACAUGCACCGUAAGUUCGUGGUGCAGCUCUUCGCCGAGGAGUGGAGCCAGUACAUCGACCUGCCGAAGGGCUUCCUGGUCAACGAGCGCUGCAAGGUGCGCCUGGUCCCGCUGCAGAUCCAGAUUACUACUUUGGGCAACUUGACACCCUCAAGCACUGUUUUUUUCUGCUGUGACAUGCAAGAGCGAUUCCGGCCUGCUAUCAAAUACUUUGGUGAUAUCAUCAGCGUGGGCCAACGACUGCUCCAAGGUGCACGGCUCUUGGGAAUUCCAGUUAUUGUCACUGAACAGUAUCCUAAAGGUCUUGGCAGCACUGUGCAAGAAAUUGAUUUAACAGGAGCUAAACUUGUGCUUCCCAAGACAAAAUUUUCAAUGGUGCUGCCAGAAGUUGAAGCAGCAUUAGCAGAGAUCCCUGGCGUCCGGAGUAUUGUCCUCUUUGGAGUAGAGACUCAUGUCUGUAUCCAGCAAACAGCAUUGGAAUUAAUUGGCAGAGGUCUGGAAGUUCAUAUUGUAGCUGACGCCACCUCUUCAAGAAGUAUGAUGGACAGAAUGUUUGCUCUUGAACGUCUUGCACGUACUGGAAUUAUAGUUACUACUAGCGAAGCGAUAUUGCUGCAGCUGGUAGCUGAUAAAGAACAUCCGAAAUUCAAAGAAAUUCAAAAUCUCAUUAAGGCAAGUGCCCCUGAGUCAGGGCUCCUUUCCAAAGUUUAAAGCAGGUAUGGAGGAAGCAGAUCUCACUGUCCUCUUUACAGAGGAAGGAAGGCUAUAAGUGCACACAUAUAUGUUCUUUCACUCGAAGUCUGGUAGGAGUGUAAAAAUAAAAAUUUACAUACUUGUACUUGCCUUAGUAAAAUUGUCUGGUUAUAUGUCUGGGUGCAAGUGUGUUCUGUUUAGUUACAGCUGUCAGAAGUUUCAGGUAUCAUAGGACCCUUUUGUUGUCAAAUUUCUUUAUUUAAAAAAAUAAAUUAACAGAGGUGCCUGCUA
Melospiza georgiana is the source of this 1202-nucleotide messenger RNA. It is a transcript of the gene ISOC1, whose product is annotated as isochorismatase domain containing 1. The record is from RefSeq and is a predicted model, not a curated record. Gene Ontology annotation, cellular component: cytoplasm. NCBI's taxonomy places the organism in Eukaryota, Metazoa, Chordata, Aves, Passeriformes, Passerellidae. Bases 42 to 929 code for a protein of 295 amino acids. The transcript has 5 exons.